UGUGGUGAGACACCAAAUGAACUCAACUUCCUCUUUCAACAACAUAUUUUUCAGUUAUCAGCAGGAUCUGUGCCACCCAGAGUCAGGCUUUUUCACCCUCAGCUCCCUGCAAAGAAACAAGAGUGCUAAUCCUGACAAAGCUCCAGGGGAUUAUAACUCUACGGCUUACCUUGAUGAGUAUACUGAAAUAUUCAAGAUGGUUAGCAACGGUACCAGCAAUGCUGAGACUGACUGCAAUGCUACUGAUGUGACAUUUCAGAACUCCCUCUAUGCAGCCACCUACAUCCUCAUAUUCAUCCCUGGUCUUCUGGCCAACAGUGCAGCCUUGUGGGUUCUGUGCCGCUUUAUCAGCAAGAAAAAUAAAGCCAUCAUUUUCAUGAUCAACCUCUCUGUGGCUGACCUUGCUCACGUGCUGUCAUUACCCCUCCGGAUUUACUAUUACAUCAGCCACCACUGGCCUUUCCAGAAGGCCCUUUGCCUGCUGUGCUUCUACCUGAAGUAUCUCAACAUGUAUGCCAGCAUUUGUUUCCUGACGUGCAUCAGCCUACAGAGAUGUUUCUUUCUCCUCAAGCCCUUUAGGGCCAGAGACUGGAAGCGUAGGUAUGAUGUGGGCAUCAGUGCUGCCAUCUGGAUCAUCGUGGGAACUGCCUGCUUGCCAUUUCCCUUUCUGAGAAGCACCUACUUAGCCAACAACACUGAGUCCUGUUUUGCUGAUCUUGGUUAUAAGAAAAUGAAUGCAGUGGCUUUGGUUGGAAUGAUUACAGUUGCUGAGCUGGCAGGAUUUGUGGUCCCAGUAGUAAUCAUCGCAUGGUGUACUUGGAAAACUACUAUAUCCUUGAGACAGCCACCAAUGGCUUUCCAAGGAAUCAGUGAGCGGCAGAAAGCACUGCGGAUGGUUUUUAUGUGUGCUGCAGUCUUUUUCAUCUGCUUCACUCCUUAUCAUAUCAACUUCAUUUUUUACACUAUGGUGAAGGAAACCAUCAUUAGUAGUUGUCCCAUUGUCCAAAGCACACUGUAUUUCCACCCUUUUUGUCUAUGCCUUGCAAGUCUCUGCUGUCUUUUGGAUCCAAUUCUCUAUUAUUUCAUGGCCUCAGAGUUUCGUGACCAACUAUCUCGCCAUGGAAGCUCUGUGACCCGUUCCCGCCUUAUGAGCAGGGAGAGUGGUUCAUCAAUGAUUAGCUAAAAAUAAAAUAACUCUUCAAUUAUGACUUUAACUAUGUUUCCUAGCUUUUCCCAAAGACCAGAAUGACCAGCCAGACAAUUGGUUUAAUGGAAGUUUUGGAACAAUGGAAAUCUUGUGUGAUAGUUGUGGUCACAGGGAUGUAAUGGGGGUGACAGUGUAUAAGAAAUGUGGGAGAGGUAGGGAAGAUAGAAUUUGCCUGUUUCCUCUUUGAAAUUCAGGAUACUUUCUUAAGAAACUUAGCUCAAGUUUUGACAGAUGUUUUCAAGCAAAUGAAAAUUGGAUUAUUUUAUCUUAAAAAUUUCUUUAGAAAAUAUAUUGUUAAUAUGAUACAAUA
Leptonychotes weddellii (Weddell seal) is the source of this 1517-nucleotide messenger RNA. The record is from RefSeq and is a predicted model, not a curated record. NCBI's taxonomy places the organism in Eukaryota, Metazoa, Chordata, Mammalia, Carnivora, Phocidae.